Messenger RNA from Bipolaris maydis ATCC 48331, 1308 nucleotides. RefSeq names its product zinc finger protein-domain-containing protein. The record is from RefSeq and is a predicted model, not a curated record. NCBI's taxonomy places the organism in Eukaryota, Fungi, Ascomycota, Dothideomycetes, Pleosporales, Pleosporaceae.
CAACACAUAUCCUCAGAGCACAUUAUGGAUCGACGCAGGAACAAUCUCACUGACGAGUCUGAUGACGCCGAUGUGUCUCAACUGUCCGCUUCAUCCAUCGCGGACUCACUUCGAGAGCUCAUCCUCAACACCUUUGCUGCAACCACGAGCCUGUUCACUUUCAGUGACGACGAAAUGCGUACAUCGCCCCCGGAGGUCAUUCUUCGCCGCAUGCUGUCCACCAAGUCCGCCAUAUCGACAAAGUCUUCUCUUGCCGAAGCUAAUCAGCGCGCACGCGAUGACGCGAGUCAACAAACAUUUCUCCAAGUCGGCAAGGGACAGUGUGGAACGGUGUUUGCAUUAAAGGGCACCGACACGGUCAUCAAGCUCGCCAAUACGGCCGCUAAGAAGGAUGAACUCUACACCGAUCUCCAGACACACCAGUGUGUGUACCAAGCUUUCGAUGCCCUUGCUUCCAUUCAUCCAACAGUCCGUGUUCCCCGCUGCCAGGCAUGGGUUGCGCCCACGAGCAACAGGUUCUGGGAUUCGAAGGGCGCUUUGUUUCCCGAGAAUACUCCCACGCCCAACUACGGUCUUCUCUCCGAGCGUAUCUUUCCCCUCCCUCUUCCUGUACGCGCAGCCAUUGUUGAUGCGCUCUGCCCCAAAGCCAUCAAGAAUGCCAAGACCCAGUUUCUCAACUAUCACGAGAACAAGUCUUGCCUGGUCAGAAUUUAUCUAGGUCGCCGCAACGACACCCGAAAGGCAGAAGCUAGGAACGUUCGACUCCGCAACUUCCCUCUCCACGUCGAUGAGAUGGAGCGCCUUGAGCUGGAUACCAAAUUCUAUGCGAUAAACAUGGCACACGCUUUGGCAAUUCUCCACUGGAGGGCCAACGUCGAUGCCAACGACGUGGAGUUCGUAUUAGGAAGCAGCCCGGCGAUCAGUGGUCGUCCAACGGUAGCGGACCUUGAUGCAAGUACGGCAGACACAGCAGGUCGUUUUUUCGAUCUCGACUUCGAGCACCGCACUGUAUCUAUGUGGCUACUGGACUUUAACCAGUGCAAGCGCUUCCAGUACAGUCAGGCACUCAACCCAGAAGGCCGUGCCCAAGCCAUGAAGAAGUUGGUCGAAGGCUUCUGGUUCAAUGAUCCCUACUACCCUCGCCCCAACGCCACCGACGAUCAAGACAAGGAACUUUGGGCAACGUUUGAGAACCACUACCUCAAGGUGGGUACACUGCUGGUUGCGCAUCAGGGUCCAGCGGAGUUCGUUCGGGCUGUGGUGGAGAAGGGUAAGCAGCGAGCAGCAGCUAGCAGCUUGUUCGGCUGA